ACUGUCAACGUGCGCCAUUUUGGAUUGAAAAAAAAUCACGGGCAUUUCUGGAAGCCCUUAUUCACGAGUCUAAUCACUGUUUCUUUGUAAUAUCCUGCACUGAAAUAUAAUCCUUACAACUCAAAUCACCCUCGGAAGACCCCCCAGAGACGCCAGUUCUGUUGCAGAAAGUGGCAAUGGCAGGUGUCGGAGGAGGGAACGAUUUCCAAUGGUGCUUCUCUCAAGUGAAGGGAGCCAUAGACGAAGAUGUUGCGGAAGCGGACAUAAUCUCAACGGUUGAGUUCAACUAUUCUGGAGAACUGCUAGCAACAGGAGACAAAGGUGGUAGAGUCGUCAUAUUCCAACGGGAACAAGAAAGUAAAAAUCGCCCUCACUCCAGAGGAGAGUACAAUGUGUACAGCACUUUUCAGAGUCACGAACCGGAGUUUGACUAUUUGAAAAGUUUAGAAAUCGAGGAGAAAAUCAACAAAAUAAGAUGGCUACCCCAACAGAACGCUGCUCACUCUUUGCUCUCGACAAACGACAAAACCAUCAAGCUAUGGAAGAUCAGCGAAAGGGACAAAAGAGCAGAGGGGUACAACUUGAAAGACGAGGACGGGCGUCUGAGAGAUCCUUUUAGAAUCACAUCGUUAAGGGUUCCCGUGCUGAUGCCUAUGGACCUAAUGGUGGAGGCUAGCCCGCGGAGGAUAUUCGCUAACGCGCACACAUAUCACAUCAAUUCCAUUUCAGUAAAUAGUGAUCAUGAAACAUACCUUUCAGCAGAUGAUCUUAGGAUAAAUCUAUGGCACCUAGAAAUCACAGAUAGGAGUUUUAACAUUGUAGACAUAAAACCUGCCAACAUGGAGGAGCUGACGGAGGUGAUCACCGCCGCCGAGUGCCACCCGCACCAGUGCAAUGUGUUCGUGUACAGCAGCAGCAAGGGAACCAUCCGCCUCUGCGACAUGCGAGCCGCCGCCCUCUGUGACCGGCAGAGCAAAUUCUUCGAGGAGCCUGAGGACCCCAGCAGCCGGUCUUUCUUCUCUGAGAUCAUCUCGUCGAUAUCGGACGUGAAGUUCAGUCACAGCGGCCGUUACAUGAUGACCAGAGACUACCUGUCUGUCAAGGUGUGGGAUCUGAACAUGGAGAACCGGCCAGUUGAAACUUAUCAGGUGCACGAAUACCUCCGUAGCAAGCUCUGCUCACUGUAUGAAAACGACUGUAUCUUUGACAAGUUUGAGUGCUGCUGGAACGGUUCUGACAGCGCCAUCAUGACGGGCUCGUACAACAACUUCUUCCGGAUGUUUGAUCGUAACACGCGGCGGGACAUCACGCUGGAGGCGUCCAGGGAGAACAGUAAACCGCGGGCCGUCCUGAAACCCCGGAAGGUGUCGACCGGGGGCAAGAGGAAGAAGGACGAAAUCAGCGUGGACAGCCUGGACUUCAACAAGAAGAUCCUGCACACCGCCUGGCACCCGAAGGAGAACGUCAUUGCAGUCGCCGCCACCAACAACCUGUACAUAUUCCAGGACAAGAUCAACUAAACGUAAACAUCCAUCUCUAGUCCCCGAACCGUUCCCCCACCCCUCCCGAAACCCAGCCAUCAUACCUACCUUACCACGAAUGGACAGAAGUCUUGUUCUUUGCAUAGUUAAGCGUAGUCGUUAAAUCUGUUUAAAGAAAGAACAACAACAACAGCAGCAGCAGCAGCAGCAAACGGCCUUGUUUCUGUCCUCCCUAAUGAAAGAAGAAAUGUGAUACACUAGUUUCAAUGUGUAGCCAGCCAGAUGUCUGGUCACCUUCUGGAGUUGAAGACAGCCUUGUUUCUUUAGUGUCUGAGGUGUUGGUUGGAGUCUUCUGACGUUUUGAGGGAAGACAGACGCAGGAACCGCAGGUCAGCCCGGCCUGACUGCUGCAGAAAUAUGGAUGGACUCAACAAAGAGGCCAAAAAAAUGUUAGUGUAUUUAUUUCAGAGUCUGAGCCUUGUUUUUCUUUCUAUGAUUUGACGACCAAAAUUAUGGAAUCAGGAGGAAUGACGUCGUGUGUCGAGAUAAAUAGUCUCUUAACUGUAAAUCUGGGCCUUGGAGAAACUGAAAUGAAAUUAGCUUGAUGACUGGAGUUGAACAUUUUCGGUUGGUUUCCAAAAUGUAAUUUCCGGGUUGUCUAGAAACUCCAGUGUUCAUGCAAUAAGCCAGAGUUUUUGGAGAACCUGGGAAUUUGGGGAAGGUUACUGGACAUGUUGGCGCUCUCUAGAUAACAUUCCUCCUCCCUGGCUGUCUCAGGCCUUGCUGUUUGAACUUUUUAGCACUUAAACACAGGUCUUCAGUUCGGUCAGUGGACAGUUGAUUUUGUUUAUUUUUGUUGAUAUUUUUUUUUUUUGUUUAUUUUAUUUCUCCUUUUUUCUCAUGCAUAAUAACAUUUACUCACUCACUGACUAUAUACCUGUAUAUCACACCGUCUGGUGUCAACCACUUAAUAAAAGUAACGAAAACUACAACGAGAUGUGUUUUUACAAUA
Molecule: messenger RNA, 2493 nt
Organism: Esox lucius (northern pike)
Lineage: Eukaryota; Metazoa; Chordata; Actinopteri; Esociformes; Esocidae
Gene: ppp2r2d
Product: protein phosphatase 2, regulatory subunit B, delta
Exons: 10
Coding region: 177-1520 (447 amino acids)
Biological process (GO): peptidyl-serine dephosphorylation
Cellular component (GO): protein phosphatase type 2A complex; cytosol
Molecular function (GO): protein binding; protein phosphatase regulator activity
Source: RefSeq, a predicted model, not a curated record